Messenger RNA from Parnassius apollo (apollo), 2559 nucleotides. Lineage: Eukaryota; Metazoa; Arthropoda; Insecta; Lepidoptera; Papilionidae. The record is from the annotation of a GenBank genome assembly.
AUGGUUAUUGAUACUAAUUCAACACCCCUAGCACUCAGGGUGUUGAGAAUCGGCGAUCCAAUUACUGGCAAGAAGGACCUCUACCCAGGAGACAGCCACAAUUGGAGGAGCAUCGUCUUUUCGUUGAUGGUCAUCAGUUUUGUAAUAGCCGGAAUAGUCACUGCUAUUUAUCUGUUAGGGUACGUGGACGAGCUGCUGUACUGGUCCGGUCGUCGAAUGCGUUUGGACGAGUUCUUGCGCGGCGACUUAACGGGCGAAAGACUACCGACCACGUGGGUGAGCUCAUACCAAAUCGUCUAUCAGGCCGACGACGGAAGUCUACUGGCAUUGAACACUUUCAACAACACGCUCACUGUCCUCGUCACCAACCAUACGCUAAGACAACUCAAUGUACGCGGUUAUCAAUGCUCUCCAAACCUACGAUAUGUUCUCUUCCAACACAAUAUCAAAGAGGUAUACAGGCGGACUUUUACAGCAUACUAUACAGUUUAUGACGUCACAAAUGACCACCACAUUCCGCUGUUCGGUGAGGGACAAAGCAGCUGGGAGUGGCAACACGCAGCUUGGUUGGGGUCCAACGGUGCAUUGUUACUGGCAGCGGAUAAUGAGGUGUUGGCACGACCUGGCCCGCCAGCGCGUCGUGCGCCUAUCUGGCGACUCACAAAUGAUGCUCGUGCCGGGAGCGUAUACAACGGUGUCUCUGACUGGCUUUACCAAGAGGAGGUGACAAAAGCAGCAUCGGCGAUGUGGGGAUCUUCAGAUGGUACUCUGGUUAUGUAUGUUCAAUAUAAUGAUACCAUGGUGCCUGAACUACAGUUUCCCAGAAUAUCGGAAGGAAUCGGUGGAGCCGGUGCUACAAGAUCUGGUUUUUUGUUGCCUGCGAAUAAUAAUAGCGCUCACGCUGUCUUUCCUGAUCAUAUAACUGUUAGAUAUCCCACGCCUGGUAGCUCAAUCCCAAAAGUUAAGCUAUGGAUAGUUGGAGUACAGAACACAACAUCUCCUCCGAGAUGGGAAGUAAAACCGCCGAGUACUUUAGAUGGAAUGGAAUAUUAUCUCAUAUCCGCACAAUGGGUGGGUAAGGACAAUUCACACGUGGGAGUGGUUUGGAUGAGCCGAGCCCAAAAUCUAACAGUUUAUAGCAGCUGUUAUGCACCUAAUUGGACAUGUACAGAGACCCAUUCAGAGAAAGCUACUGAUGAACCAUGGCUAGAAGUUCAUCAAAAACCUGUCUACUCCGAAGACGGUAGUGCCUUUUUACUUUUAGCGGCUGUACAAGAAGGCGGGGGCCAGUAUUACACGCAUAUCAAACAUGUUGACGUUCUGCGUCAACGUAUAGCGGUACUAUCACAUGGCAAGGUAGAAGUUGCCGAAAUUCUAGCGUGGGACCAGAUAAACAACUUGGUUUAUUAUUUAGGUAGUGCCGAUAGACCAGGACAGCGGCAAGUAUACGUCGUCCGCGAUCCAGGAUACGGCGGUGGAAGCAACUCUGUCAAAGCCCGAGCUGAACGUGAAGAGCCUCGUUGCCUAACGUGUGAACUGGCUGUAUGGCCCGCUCGCCUUCAUUACGCCAAUUGCUCGUUUUGGAGAGCUGCUUUUUCUCCACCUAAGCCUAAAAUUGGCAUUACACAUUAUGUCUUAGAAUGUGGAGGUCCAGGCCCACCGCUUGCAGGACUUCAUAAUGCUAAAACGCAUAAAUUAGAAAGAAUAUUGUAUGAUACGAGGCCUUAUAGAUCGGUACGUUUACGAGAGUUAGCUCUGCCAAGUAGACGGUCCUUCGAUGUACAACUGAGUAGUGGAUCUAAAGCCCGCGUGCAACUGCUAUUGCCACCUUCUUGGCGAGAAGAACUUCGUGAUGCAGCUUUUCCAGUUCUUGUUCACGUCGAUGGCAGACCCGGUAGUCAACAGGUAACCGAGGAAUUCCUCGUGGACUGGGGAUCGUACAUGUCAUCACGUAACGAUGUUGUAUACGUCAAAUUAGAUGUGGCUGGCGCUAAAGGAUUACCUCGUGCGUUGCUUCGUGGACGCCUUGGAGGUGUUGAAGUCGCUGAUCAGUUGGCUGUUAUUAGGUACUUAUUGGAAACUUUUAAAUUUCUUGACGUAACUCGUGUUGCUGUUUGGGGAUGGGGCUACGGCGGUUACGUUACGGCGAUGCUUCUUGGAUCACAGCAAUCUACUCUAAAAUGCGGCAUAGCCGUUUCACCAAUUACAGAUUGGCUGUACUACAAUGUAGCGUUUACGGAGCGUAUUCUAGGCCAGCCGUCAGUCAACUACAAGGGCUACGUGGAAGCCGACGCGUCACAGCGCGCUCAUCAUGUCCCAGCGCAUGCUUUGUACUUGGUUCAUGGCAUGGCUGAUAUGAGCGCUCCCUACCCUCACGCCUUACAACUGGCGAGAGCACUUACCGACGCGGGCGUUCUCUUCCGAUAUCAGGCAUAUGCUGAUGAAGGACAUGACUUAAAAGGCGUUAUCGAGCAUGUAUACCGAUCCAUGGAAGAUUUUCUUCGCGAAUGUUUAUCUCUCGAUCCUGAAGAUACAAAGCUGCCACCACCGGAUAGAUAA